UGUGUGUGUGUGUGUGUGUGUGUGUGUGUGUGUGUAACACAGCCUCAUCAUUAAUUUUCUUUUGUGUGUUUGAGAGUGAACCCAGAGAGAGCAGAGGAGGGUGGAUGUGGAUAAAGUUGGUGGGUGUAGCUUCAUUCAGACAGACAGCAGCUCUCUCUCUCUCUCUCUCUCUCUCUCUCUCUCUCAGUGAGCGCGUGCCUCUCGGUCGGAGCAGCAGCUCGUGCUCAAACACAAACGCGCACCGCGAGCGGACUCACUGCUGCUGAACAGGCGGCACGAGACUCUUCUUCCUCCUCACCACCAUCACCACCAUCACCCUCCUCCUCGUCCUCCUCCUCCUCCUGCUGCUCCUCCUGCUGCUCCUCCUCCUCCUGCUCGGUGGAUGGAGGGAUGCUAACCGGAGACCUUCAUCAUCAUCAUCUUCAUCAGCAGCGGGAGCGGAGGGAGAGAGCAGCGGCAGCAGCGGCGUCUCUUCGCGGGCUAAAAAGUUGAGGAGGAUCCGGUUUAAUACCGGAGCACCGGAGGGGCCCGUGCCCGCCGUUAACCCGGGAUAAUCCGCCUGACACGGUUUGCUUCUACUUUGGACUCCGUGGAAACGGAUCCGGUGUUUUCUGGAGGGAUUAAUUGUGUAUUUAACGGAUCACUGACGGCGCUUUCAAGGAUCCCUCUACGGUCCCCGGUGCUGAAACUGAGCUCCGGUGUGUGUGAGCGGAGGGGCCCCCGGUUGGUAUUUGUCUCCUCACCGGAUUCCCGCUGUUUAAACUGUUGUGACGUUAAAAACGAGCCCAGGUGUGUGUUGUAACGGAUUCCCGGUGGGUUAACGGAUCAAUAACGGAUUUUAACUCCAUCACGGAUUUCUUUGUGUUUGACAUCUGAGGUGUUUUAACGGAGCUCUGGCGUUAGUGUAACGGAUCCCCGGACAGUCCCGGCUGGACCGCUGACCGACGGUAACCCCGGCCCCCUCCCCCGCUGAUAAUAAAGCAGGUGGAGUUAACGGAGGGAGAUAACGGGCUGAAAGAAGUCUCUCUCUCACCGGGCUCCCCUGAACUCAAGGGACCGAGUGCCGGUAGAGACGGACCCGGGGCUCACCUCCUCCCGCCGGGGACCGGAGAGGAGAAGUUACCGGAGCAGCAGAGGAGUUGACCGGGAUGUUUACCGGCUGCAUCCGACGUCCUCGAGGACCGUUAACGACCGGACAAGGCUCAUCAUUACCACCACACCGAUCUCAUUAACGGAAUGCAUUGAUUGGUGGAUUCCGUUACCGGAUAAAAGCCGCCCCUUUCUCCCGUUUCUGCUGCGUCCGAUUGGAAUCCACCGGAUCGAUACAUUCCCGGGGAUCAAUCAUCCCGAAUCCAUUCUUCAUCCAUCAGCACUCACGAGCUGUGGAGCAGGAUCGUUUAGACCCGGCGGAGGAGCCGAGUGAAUUAUCUCCUGCACGCUGAAAUAAAGCCACAUGCCGGCCGUAAAUUAUCCACUUAACCCCCUCCAGAGACACACAGGCUGCAGGGAGACAGGCAGGGAGACAUAGAGCCCCGCUGCAGGGAGACAGGCAGGGAGACAUAGAGCCCCGCUGCAGGGAGACAGGCAGGGAGACAUAGAGCCCCGCUGCAGGGAGACAGGCAGGGAGACACAGACCCGGGCUGCAGGGAGACAGGCAGGGAGACAUAGAGCCCGGCUGCAGGGAGACAGGCAGGGAGACGUAGACCCGGGCUGCAGGGAGACAGGCAGGGAGACACUGACCCGGGCUGCAGGGAGACAGGCAGGGAGACAGGCAGAGACAUAGACCCGGGCUGCAGGGAGACAGGCAGAGACACAGACCCGGGCUGCAGGGAGACAGGCAGAGACAUAGACCCGGGCUGCAGGGAGACAGUUAUUACCCAAAUAUUUCUGCAGAUAAAGAAACAAAAAGGUCAUUUCAGCCUCAAACUGAGCGAAAAUCUCAAAAUUCCUAAAGACACAUUUGGAAAAUUCUUCAUUUUAUCACAAAAUCUGGACAAAAAAUAACAAAAUGUGGUGAAUUUUUUCACUAAAGUAACUAAAACUUUCAAUUUCUUGACAAAUUUAAACGUUUAUUAAUAUAAAAACACAAACUCCUGGCUCAUGAGGUGCUGAUCUGGGUUCGAGCCUCUGCUCUUAAUAAUCGUGGAGAUCCUCGCAGUUCAUCCGUGGCUCCUAACACUGACCUUAAUGUUCUGCGAGGCACUUUCAUCUCCCUCUGUGUCAUCAUAGUAAUCCCAUAAUAGUCUGCUCGGGGUUUAUUUAUGCUUUAUUGCAGGUCUGGAGGAGCUUUAACUCAGAAGAAAUUAACUUUAUAACAACCCGGAGAAAAUAACCUGCUGCUUUAAACCUCCUCUGUUGGUUUUUGGUUGCUGGGAUGCGUUCGGAUCAAGAGGCUGUUUGUGAAGCUCAAAAUGAGGAUUUCCAUCAUCUGAGAGCGAUUUUAAUAAAUCUGUGACUUCAGGUUGUUUGUGAGCGAACAGGAUCUGAGCGAGGCUUUGUUCACCGCCGUCUGUGCUGCUUUGGAGUUGAGCUUACCCAGCUGAUUCCCAGUGAAAGCCUAUGGAUGGUACGCUCACUGUAUAGCCACAUCCUCAACAGCAUACCUCCUCCUCCUCCUCCUCCUCAGCCGCCUCGAGAACUUGUAAUCGAGCCAUGCAGCAUUGAUUUUUUUUUCUUUCCCCUUCACCGCAAAACCAAAACGCACACGACCAUCUCAUCCCUUUCUGGUUUGUCAGUUUUGUUUGUCUGAAAUGUAAGACGUGCCGCGGUGUUGAUUUUCCACCUCGAGCCUGAGCUGAAGGACGUUCAUAACGGUCCAGCGGCGCCGGGGUCAGAGGUCAGGCUCUCAGAAAUAUAACUGCAGGAGUUUGAGCUGCAGAGACGGGCGGUUUGACAGACUGAAGACUUUCUGACUCGUCUGAGCUGAGCAUAGAUGAGAGUUUUCCUGCAGCGUCAGGACGUUUCUUUGCUGUUAGAGUGACACUUUCAGAUCAAUGGGACUAAACGACAGCAGCCCGGGCGCCAUGCGCAAUGGCCGCGGCCUCUCGGACCAGUGGGCAGAGUCAGUGGUGGUCCGGCCUCGAACCACCGAGCGCCACAUCACGGUGCACAAGCGCCUGGUGCUGGGCUUCGCCCUCUCCAUUCUCACCCUCAUCAUUGUCACGGCGGUGGCUGUGGUGCUCAGCGUCCGCUUCGAGGAGUGCGGCGGACGAGAUCGGGACGGAGCAAUGGGGGAGUCGGGCUCACGAGGCACCGGAGGGUCAUCGAAGUUGAACGGGAGCAGAGGGGAGAGGACGGGGGAGAGAGGGGACGACGAGGCGGUCCAGCCGUGGAGGAACUCGAGGCUGCCGGGGUCUCUGAGGCCGCGGCACUACGACCUGCGGCUCGCUGUCUACAUGGACAACUUCACCUUCUCUGGAGAGGUCAGCAUCGAGCUGGAGUGCGUCAACGCCACCAGAUUCAUCGUCCUGCACACUGACCGCCUUGAGGUGGACCGCGUGUCUGUCACAGCAGAGGGAGGCGCCGGUGGCCGGCCCGCCAACAGGCCCGGGGGCGGAGCCAUGCGCAUCCACCGCCACUUCCCCUACCCGGCCAAUCAGAUGUACGUGGUGGUUCUGCACCGCGAGCUGAAGCCGAUGAGAGUUUACCGGCUGAACAUGAGCUUCGACGCCGCCAUCGAGGACGAGUUGCUGGGCUUCUUCAGGAGCUCGUACACCCUGCAGAGAGAGAGACGGUACCUGGCGGUGACUCAGUUCAGUCCGAUCCACGCCAGGAAGGCCUUCCCCUGCUUCGACGAGCCCGUCUACAAGGCCACGUUCACCCUCACCCUCCGCCACGACCCUCAGUACACCUCGCUAUCCAACAUGCCCGUGGAGAGCACCUCGCUGGCGGACGAGGACGGCUGGGUGACCAACCGCUUCGCCCGCACGCCACGCAUGUCCACGUACUACCUGGCCUGGGCCGUCUGUAACUUCACCUACAAGGAGACGCAGACCGACAGCGGCGUGACGAUCCGCCUGUACGCUCGGCCGGAUGCCAUUUCUAGUGGCGCAGGGGACUACGCUCUCCACAUCACCAAGAGGCUUCUGGGAUUUUACCAGGACUACUUUAAAGUCCAGUACUCACUGCCCAAGCUCGACUUGCUGGCGGUGCCCAAACAUCCCUACGCCGCCAUGGAGAACUGGGGGCUGAGCGUCUUUGUGGAGCAGAAGAUCCUACUGGACGCUGAGGUGUCGUCCUCGUCCUAUCAGAUGGAACUGACCAUGGUGGUCGUCCACGAAAUCUGCCACCAGUGGUUUGGUGAUCUGGUGACUCCGGUGUGGUGGGAGGACGUCUGGUUGAAAGAAGGCUUUGCUCAUUUCUUCGAGUACGUCGGCACUGACUUCCUCUUCCCAAAGUGGAACAUGGAGAAGCAGCGCUUCCUGACCGAUGUCCUCCACGAGGUGAUGCUAUUGGAUGGCCUAAGUUCCUCCCACCCGAUCUCACAGGAAGUGGAGCAGGCAACCGACAUCGACCGAGUCUUUGACUGGAUCGCCUACAAAAAGGGGGCAGCGUUGAUCCGGAUGCUGGCGAACGUGAUGGGACAGACGCUGUUCCAGAAAGGACUCAAUGAUUACCUGCUGAGUCACAUGUACAGCAACGCAGCCAGAGACGACCUGUGGAACAAACUGUCUCAGGCCAUGCGUUCAGAGGGGCGGGACAUCAACAUUGGACAGAUGAUGGACAGGUGGACUCUGCAGAUGGGCUACCCUGUCGUAACCAUCAGCAAGAACCAAUCAGAGCAGCUCCCCACUCAUUACAUCACUAUCAGCCAGGAGCACUUCCUGUAUGGACAGGAAGUCAAGAGCAACAACAGUUUACAGUGGCAGGUUCCUCUGACUGUCGCCGUGGGAAACGCUUCCAGUGUUUGCUCAGAGAGCCUCAUCUGGAUCAACAACAGGACAGAAACUCACAGGAUUGGUCAGAUGGACGACAACACGUGGUUGCUAGGCAACAUCAAUCAGACAGGCUACUUCCGUGUGAACUAUGACCUCCAGAACUGGAAACUGCUGAUUCAGCAGCUGCACAACAACGCUCAGAUCAUCUCAGUAGGAAACAGGGCAGGACUAAUUGAUGAUGCCUUCAACCUGGCCAGGGCCGGGUACCUCCCACAGGGCAUCCCCUUGCAGCUGAUUGGCUACCUGCCGGAGGAGUCGUCCUUCCUGCCGUGGCACUCCGCCAGCCGAGCGCUCUACCAGCUGGACAAACUGCUGGACCGCACGGAUGAGUACAGCCUGUUCAGUGACUAUGUGCUGAAGCAGGUUGCAUCACGGUACCAUCAGAUGGGUUGGCCAACAAACGGCCCCAGCAGCGAGGGCAACGUGCUGCAGGCAUCCUACCAGACUGAGGAGUUACAGCGGGAGCUCAUCAUGUUAGCGUGUAGCUUUGGGAACAAGCAGUGCCACCGUCAGGCCGUCGCCUACAUCUCUGACUGGAUCUCCAGCAACAAGAACAGGAUCCCUCCGAACAUCAGAGACAUAGUUUACUGCACCGGGGUGAGUCUGAUGGACGAGGACGUGUGGGAGUUCAUCUGGACACAACCUCAUCUAUUCUCCUUCUUAAAUACAAAGAGAGUUUCCCAAACAGUUUCUGCUCUCAGCUGUGCCAGCACCAUAUUUAAUAUAAACAGGUUACUGAACCUGUCCUUGACCUCUGACCUGGUCCCAGAGCAGGACGUGAUCGACGUCAUCAUCCACGUGGGCAGAAACCCUCAGGGUCGAAACCUCGCCUGGAAGUACUUCAGAGAAAAGUGGGAUAUCCUCAACGCACGAUAUGGCGAAGCGCUGUUCAUGAAUUCGAAGCUCAUCGGUGGAGUCACAGAGUUCCUGAACACUGAGAGAGAACUCAAUGAGUUAAAGGAGUUCAUCCAGACCAACAGCGUUGGGGCGGGGCCUGCGUUGCCGCGGGCGCUGGAGAUCGUCGAGGGCAACGUGCGCUGGCACCGCCUCCACCGACGGCAGUUCUACCAGUGGCUGCGCAAACCUCCAAGCCCCACCCUCGGCUAACGCUACACCAGCUAGCUAGAGUGAAGCGACUGCAAACUGACUGCUAACUCAAUGCUAACGCACUGCUAGCUAACAGAUGCAGUCAGAUAAUACUACAAAAAAAAUGACUGAGUGAAGAGAGACUGACCUGAGUGUUUCUCUGCUGGUUUUGCUUUUAAAGAAUUUUGUUUGCAAAGUUUUUUGUUUCAGAAAUAUAUUUCUUCAAAGCUGCACGUUAGCUAGUGAUCACUGAAUCGGUAAUCGCAAGCUAGCAACUAGCCUCAAAACUCCCCAGUGACUAAACCACAACAACUUCUGAGUUUAAAUAGAAGCAGAUGAUUUGAACAACAAUUUAACAAACUUUUAACAGACAAUAUGUCAUUUUCUGCUGUCUCAAUCAAAACAAUAGCAAAAGACAGAGCAAUCCCGUCACUGCAGUCAGUUUCUCCAGGUUAGGAUUCAGUGUUACUCGUUCAGGAGGUUUUUACCAGGAGCUGAAUUAUCCUCAGAAGUCUCUUCCUCUCUGAAACAAACAGACACGGUGAUUCAAAACAGUAAAAACACUGAAUAAAGCAGAUUCACGUUAUAAGUCUGUGUUUCUCAGAUGCACUCUGGUUCAUCGUGGACGGGUUGUUAGCCCAGCACCUCCUAAUCUGCGCUCACCUUUUGUGUCUGAUAACGUAGAUCCAGAUGUUCAGGAGGUUUUUACUGUGAGCUGAAAUAUCCACAGAGAUCUCUUCCUCUCUAAAACAAACAGACCAGCUGAUUUAAACCGUUAAACACACUCAAUGAAGCUGCUUCAUGUUAAAGAUCAGUGUUUCUCUGACGCUGUUCAGCAUGGCAGAGGCUGUUAAUAUUUGUUCAGCUCGUUUCUCUGAUAACUUGCGAUCCAGAUGUUCAGGAGGUUUUAACCAUGAGCUGAAUUAUUCCCAGAAGUCUCCUCCUCUCCAAACAAAUGGCCCUGAUGAUUUAAACCAGUAUAAACACGUAAUAAACCAGUUUCAUGCUGAAAAUCAAGGUUUCUCUGACACUGUUUGGCACAGCAGGGACCGGAGCCGAGCUUCCUCUGAUGAAAUGGCAAAGAUAUAAAAGUACAUCAUAAAAAUGUGAUUAAAAAGUCAAUUAAAGACAGCUUAUGGCAGAAAACACAAAGAGGAUUAGACGCUACUGACAGGUGACAGCGACCACAUGAUACAGACCGUGUUCUUGAUUAAAAUGUUGCUCUGGGUCUGAACUUUGUUGGAAGCGUUUGGGAUGAAUUUUAAAACUCAACAAAAUAUAAAACAUUGGCCUUGUUUUUUUUUUCGACAAUUUAAUGUGGAAAAGUUACACAGUAUGUCUUUAAGCAUUUCUACUUCAGUAGUAAAAGUUAAAAUCUAUGAAACACAUUCAGUAUUUGAUCUGCAAAAAAAUUAGUUGCCAAUGUGUCUGUGUCACUCUGCAGUUACACCUCCAGAACACUAGUUGGCAGUAAAGUUUGACUGAUUCAAAACACACAAUAAACAUUUCUUAAUAGUGACAACAUCAAACACAAGUACACAAAUUGACUUCAUUAUAACUACAAAUACAACAUGCUAAUGUUAUUAGCACAAGCCUAUGGCAUUUUACAUUGUAUAAAUUAGCCUAGCUGCUAGCGGAGUUUUCCUCUACUCAUAUGAAGCCAGGGACAACAGCAACAUUUAACAAAGGUAAUGUUAUAAAAUUCAGCUCCAUUACAACUCACAAGGUUCACUGACAAAACAACUGUCUUAUACUAAACAUGUUUUCCAAACAAAUACAACAUGCUAACGUUAUUAGCACAAGCCUAUGGCAUUUUACAUUGUAUAAAUUAGCCUAGCAGCUAGUGGAGUUUUCCUCUGCUCAUAUUUCAGCCAGGAUAAAUCACACACAGUGUGUGGAGGCUUUAUUGUACAGAAAUAAACAGGAGGUCUGCGUCGCCACAACACAUGGUGUCAUUUUUGGGGGAGCAGCGCAUCAGGCUACAGUGUAAGGUACAUGAAUUUGUAGUGCCUUCGCCAUAGGUACAGCGUCAGUUCGAUGCAAAAGGAUAAACCCCACCAAACAUAUUCCAGCAGUAGGUAAUGGUUGGUUUAUUGACUUAAAAAGCAAAGUUGUGUUUUCAGGCAGUUUUCUGUUAACGACAAAAUAACCAACGAUAAUUAAAAGACUGUGGAGCUUUCCUGACAAACAUGAGACACUGAAGGUUAAUGUUGUGAUGUGACAUCACAUGAAGGUAGAUGUUUGUUCAGGAGACACAGAUGUCAGACACUCCCUCAUCUCCAUCACCUCCGUCUGACAGCUUCUCAUGUCCGAGCUAAUGAUCUGAAAAUCAGAUCCAGAUCAGACCAGAACCUUUGACUGUCUAAUUUGACCCUGAAACUGACCUGAAAUCAGGGAAAACAUCCAGGCCAAAUGUCUUGCUCUUAAAGGAACAGGCACCGUCUGUGACAGGAUGGAUAAAUAUUCCGAUCUGUAAUUUUCUGCCUCUUGAUUGGCUGUCUAAAGAUGAAACUGGUGUUUUCAGCUCCGCUUGGCUUCAAUCCAAAGUCUUCACUAACCAGAGACCCUGAACAGUUUAAAUCGGACCUUCCUGUGUUCGCUACAUUAAACCGGCUGACAUUAAAAGGCAGAUUAACCAGCAUUCAGCUGCAUGUCGAUCAUUGAACAGAGAUGUAAUUAACACAACAUGGACUCGGUGUCCUCUGAUCACAGCACUCAGAGGACUCAUUCAGACUCAUUAACUCCCCACAACACUCAGACUGCUUCAGCGUGAAUUUAAAGAGCAGCUUUGUUUUUUCAGGAUCAAAAACUCCAGCAGUUUGGAAAAUAUCAGCGGGUCUGGGAGGCUUUGGUGGGGCCUCGCUUCAGAAAUGUACUUUGAAUAUAAAAGCUCAUAAUAACUUCAAAAUUUUCACUCUAAACCACAGAGAGCGCCACAUGGAGGAGAACAGUUUCCCACUACAGAGCAGUGAUGCUGUGGUCCGUGUUGUGUUUGAACCGCAGAGCUAAAAAUGCUUUUCAAAGGCUCAGAGUGAAAACAAAUUAACCAGACACAAAUGGGUUCUCACAUUAAAGGUAUGAAGGGAUAAAGCUCAGGUGCAGCAGAGACUGAAUCUGACGUUCUUCACAUUUAGAUCAACAGAGUUUGGAACGGAAACAAAAUGUGUGACAGUUCCAGUUUUCAUUUGCCAGUUGCUCUUGUUAGCCUUCAACCUGUUCUCACUCGUAAGUCUGACGCUUUGUCCCGCCCCUCGGCGUCUCAUAGUGACGCACAGGGCACCCUUUGGCGUCUCUAUGUGACACACAGUUGAGACACGUUAUAACUGGGGGUGGGGAAAUAAUGGAUACAGCAUAGUGUCGUGAUAUUUUUGUGUGGCAGUAUCGUAUGAUCACACAAGGCCAAUUGACUCUUUUAUGAUAUAAAUGACUAAUAUGACAAAUAUGAAUGAUAUAAUCAAUAUCAUCAAUAUAAUCAAUGCAAAAAAAAUGUCUGCAGUGAGAUGAACAGACUGAAAACUUUAACUUAUUAGAUAAAAGAGACGUGACACAGUUUUCCGUUGGGGACAGUUGCAAUAUAUGUUAUCGCUAUACUCAGCAUAUUGCAGCAUAUUUAAAAUCAACAUUGUAUCGUGACUCAAAGGGAUAGUGCAGCCAAAAAUGAAAAUUCAGCCAUUAUCUACUCACCCAUAUGCCGAGGGAGGCUCAGGUGAAGUUUUAGAGUCCUCACAUCACUUGCAGAGAUCCAAGGGGAGAGGAGGUAGCAACACAACUCCACCUAAUGGAGGCUGACGGCGCCCCAGAUUCAAACGUCCAAAAACACAUCAUUGAAACCACAAAAUAUCUCCAUACUGCUCGUCCGUAGUGAUCCAAGUGUCCUGAAGCCCCGACAUAAAAAGUUGUUUGGAAAAACCUCAUUUGAACUCUGUUUUUAGCCUCAUUGUAGCCUGUAGCUCUGACUGCCUCUCUCUCGCUUGCGUGCGAGACCAGCGAAAGCACGUGAACACACGUGAAGGCGGUGCCCAUGUCUCACGGUCUCGCACACACGUGAGUGUGGUGCCCAGAGAGGCAGACGUUCAGAAUCAGAAUGUCUUUUAUUUAUCCCGUUGGCUUUUUGAUGAGGGAAUUAGGGUGACGCUAACCUUUGUGUCAGUCUACAGAAGUCGUCCCUGCAGCGCUUUAUUUCAUCAGUUAGAAAGUGUAGGUCACAUGAUUCAGGACAUCAAGCUUUGUUCUAACGUCACUUCGUUCACCCAUUUUCUGAUUUAGGUGUAAAUGUUGUGGCAAAUUAAGAUGGCGGAGACCAAUCAAAGUUUCAUGUCAGAUGGUUAAUAUAUGUAUCUGUUAUCAGCAUAGACAAAGCCGUGCAUCAUGGGAUUUGUAGUCAAACUUCUCAUUCUCUAAACACUGCAAUUCCAGUGUAAUUGUGGGAAGUUAUGACACUACAAACUACAUAUUGUACAUUCAGAAUUCAGACAGUAAAAUGACAGUGAACAAAAAUAAUGAACUACUUUGACACAGCUCAUGUUAAAAUAGUUUCCCCAAACUCCGCCCACCUGAAAUCUGUCAGCCAAUGAACUCACUCGACCUCGUAAACCCUGACAGUAACUCCUGAGAGGGAAUAAGAGAAUAAAGGAAGUGACAGAUGGAUGAGAAUCUGUCUUUGUGUCAGACUCAGAGGAGUCGAGGGACGAUGAAUCUGACAGUGGACUGACUUUGAACUGACUUUAGAGAUUUAAACUCUGACCAAAUAAAAACUCAGCAGAUCUCAUUCGUUUCAGAAAAAAGCACAAAACCAUGAAGUUGUUUAAAAGAGGAGGCACAUCGGCCUUGGCUGCUGGACACAAACUAAAGUCACAACACAAAGAUAUUUUUUUAGCCAAUCAGCUUUCAAUAAAUCCUUUUUGUUUGUUUGUUUGGUCCCCAGAUGGAUGUUUAAAUGGUUUUAGGAAGGAGGAUGGUAAAACUGGGGAGAGAAAAAUGGUAGACAAGACAAUUGAGUUUAUGUUGAGUGUCUUUAUAUGCAGACGAUGUGGUGUUUUUAAUGACAGAUUCAAACUUAUUAUCAGUGGGCUUUUACAGCUUGUGUUGGAUGGGGUUUAAAAAAAAAGACAGACUCUGCAGUGUGAUGGAUUUUGUGGCGUGAUGGGAUUCACAGUGUAACCUAAAAUCUUACCCGUCAGCAGUGUUGUAAAUUUCACAGAGUGAUGUAUGAAUUAAAUCCAGAGCCUGACUGACCUUUGAGGCUUUACGGUGCGAUGGAUUCUUCAGUGUUAUCUGUUCUUUGAUGGAUUUUAUGGCACGAUGGAAACUACAGCGUUGACAAUGCGACAAUGAAACGACUUACAGCCAUACUGAGUGACAACUCCACAGUUCGACAUAUUUGACGGGACAAUGGAAUCUUCGAUGUGACGAAUCUCUCUGGAAAAUACAACAAAUCUGUAGCAGAGGAUCUGACGAAGUCACAGUGUUCCUGCAGUAUGGAUUGUACAGUUUAACGGGCUCUGCAGUGUUGGAUGGAUUCUACGGCUUAUAAGUCUGAUUUUACAGCCGGAUGGAUUCUCCAGGGUGUGGACGUCCCUCCCCUUCCCCCCUCAGAUUUUAAAUGUAAAUGAUAUUAACGUGAGACUGAACUGUGUCUUGGAAUCAAAAAGCUGGACACCUGUGUUUGUUUUUGGGGGCAACUCCACAGUCCAGGUAAAUCUUUGGAAAAGGACUUUAAUGAAUAAAAUGUUGAUGAACUUCUGAAGGGUCGGUGCCAUGAACCUCCGUCCUGUCGAACAGACUCUCUGAAGUUACUCCUCUUCUGCUAGAUCCGGCUUUGAUGUUAAUAAUUGAGCCAUAUAUGAAUUAAUGGGCCUGCCUGCUUCUAUACACUGUGUGUCCAGUGUGUGUGUGUGUGUGGGUGGGGGUGCGGGGGUGUGCGUGCGUGUGUGUGUGUGACGAAGACGAUGAUGAAGGUUGCAGCAGCGGUGGUGGCGGCAAUGACUGUUGUGCCUGUCAUGGUGAUUAAAAUUGUGAUAAUUAAAGUUAUUAUGAUUAUGAUCAGGACGAUGGCGGAUCUGAUGAUGGUGGUUGAGUUGGUAAUGAUAAUUGUUGAUGAUGUGACAAAGCUAAUUAGUAUUAUCAUAAUUACUAUGCUAAUUAUUCAAUGCAUUUCGAACCUUUAUUGUCCUGUCAGGGAGAUUCGGUUUACAGACAUGAAGCACACGUGUACAAUAAACAAACGAUAUUUAAACUUAAAAUGUGAUUUGAAGAUGUUGAAGGAGACGAAGAUUGUGUUCAUGAUGACUGUGAUCAUAAUGACGACGACGAUGAUGAUGAUGAUGAUGAUGACUUGGGACCAAAAUAUGAGGGAAACAGGAAGUCGCAGAGUUGAGUUUAAUCCUACUUCCUGUUUGCACUGCUGUGGUUUCCUGUGUUUUCUGAUUGGAUGAUAUUA
Messenger RNA from Epinephelus fuscoguttatus (brown-marbled grouper), 12462 nucleotides. Its product is annotated as thyrotropin-releasing hormone-degrading ectoenzyme-like. Gene Ontology annotation, cellular component: cytoplasm. The transcript has 22 exons. Gene Ontology annotation, molecular function: peptide binding; metalloaminopeptidase activity; zinc ion binding. The record is from RefSeq and is a predicted model, not a curated record. Gene Ontology annotation, biological process: proteolysis; peptide catabolic process. NCBI's taxonomy places the organism in Eukaryota, Metazoa, Chordata, Actinopteri, Perciformes, Serranidae. The coding region runs from base 2994 to 6044 and encodes 1016 amino acids.